Messenger RNA from Drosophila innubila, 2815 nucleotides. RefSeq names its product DNA replication licensing factor Mcm6 (gene Mcm6). The transcript has a single exon. The record is from RefSeq and is a predicted model, not a curated record. The coding region runs from base 112 to 2598 and encodes 828 amino acids. NCBI's taxonomy places the organism in Eukaryota, Metazoa, Arthropoda, Insecta, Diptera, Drosophilidae. Gene Ontology annotation, molecular function: single-stranded DNA binding; ATP binding; single-stranded 3'-5' DNA helicase activity. Gene Ontology annotation, cellular component: nucleus; MCM complex. Gene Ontology annotation, biological process: mitotic DNA replication; DNA replication initiation; double-strand break repair via break-induced replication.
GGCGCGAAAAUUGGCAAAACACGCAGCUGCAGCUAAAUAAAUAGCAUCAGUGAUCGAAACAAUCCAAACGAAUUUAGCGCGUUUACAUUUUGUGUACAGAAAUCAAGCGAAAUGGAUGUAGCGGAUGCUCAGAUCGGACAGCUGCGUGUUAAAGAUGAAGUGGGAAUACGCACCCAGAAGCUAUUUCAAGAUUUUCUGGAGGAAUUCAAAGAGGAUGGCGAAAUCAAAUAUACGCGUCCAGCUGCCAAUCUCGAGUCACCCGAUCGUUGUACCCUCGAAGUGAGCUUCGAGGAUGUGGAGAAAUACGAUCAGAAUCUGGCGACGGCGAUCAUCGAGGAGUAUUAUCAUGUCUACCCGUUUCUGUGCCAAUCCGUGUCCAACUAUGUGAAGGAUCGCAUUGGGUUAAAGACCAACAAGGAUUGCUAUGUGGCGUUCACGGAGGUGCCGACGCGUCACAAGGUCCGUGAUCUGACCACCUCCAAGAUCGGCACACUUAUACGCAUCUCUGGCCAAGUGGUGCGCACACAUCCAGUUCAUCCGGAGCUCGUGUCCGGCACAUUCAUGUGCCUUGACUGCCAGACGGAGAUACGCAAUGUGGAGCAGCAGUUCAAGUUCACCAAUCCCACAAUUUGCCGUAAUCCCGUCUGCUCCAAUCGUCGCCGUUUCAUGCUUGAUGUGGAGAAGUCACUCUUCCUGGAUUUCCAAAAGAUACGCAUACAGGAGACACAGGCGGAGCUGCCACGCGGCUGCAUUCCCCGCGCCGUGGAGAUCAUUCUUCGCUCGGAGCUGGUGGAGACCGUGCAGGCUGGCGAUCGCUAUGACUUCACCGGCACCCUCAUUGUGGUUCCCGAUGUGAGUGUGCUGAGCACGCCCGGCACCAAGGCUGAGAUGGGUUCCCGCCACAAGCCUGGCGAGGGCUCUGAGGGCGUCACUGGCCUGAAGGCGCUCGGUGUCCGUGAGCUCAACUAUCGCAUGGCAUUCCUCGCCUGCAGUGUCCAGGCGACAACAGCUCGCUUCGGCGGCACCGAUCUGCCCAUGUCCGAGGUGACCGCCGAGGAUAUGAAGAAACAGAUGACGGACGCCGAGUGGCAAAAGAUCUAUGAAAUGUCCAAGGAUCGUAAUCUGUAUCAGAAUCUAAUCAGCAGCCUCUUCCCCUCCAUCUAUGGCAAUGAUGAGGUAAAGCGUGGCAUUCUCCUGCAACUCUUUGGAGGCGUUGCGAAGACCACAAUCGAGAAGACAUCUCUGCGUGGCGAUGUCAAUGUCUGCAUUGUGGGUGAUCCCAGCACGGCCAAGUCGCAGUUCCUCAAACAGGUCUCUGACUUCUCGCCACGUGCCAUCUACACAUCCGGCAAGGCAUCCUCUGCGGCGGGUCUCACUGCCGCCGUAGUGCGGGACGAGGAGAGCUUUGAUUUUGUCAUCGAGGCUGGAGCUCUGAUGUUGGCCGACAAUGGUAUCUGUUGCAUCGAUGAGUUUGACAAGAUGGAUCUGCGGGAUCAGGUGGCAAUACACGAGGCCAUGGAACAGCAGACCAUUUCCAUAGCUCGCGCCGGCGUCCGAGCCACACUGAAUGCCCGCACCUCCAUUCUGGCUGCUGCCAAUCCCAUCAACGGACGCUACGAUCGUUCCAAGAGUUUGCAACAGAAUAUCCAGCUGUCAGCUCCGAUUAUGUCUCGCUUCGAUCUGUUCUUCAUACUGGUGGAUGAGUGCAACGAGGUGGUGGACUAUGCCAUUGCCCGCAAGAUUGUCGAUCUGCACUCCAACAUUGAGGAGUCUGUGCAGCGUGCCUAUAGCCGGGAGGAGGUGCUACGCUAUGUGACCUUUGCCCGCCAGUUCAAGCCCAUUAUUGGCACCGAGGCGGGCAAGAUGCUCGUGGAGAACUACGGACAUUUGAGGCAACGGGACACGGGCUCCUCGGGACGCAGCACUUGGCGAAUUACGGUGCGCCAGCUGGAGUCCAUGAUACGCCUCAGCGAGGCCAUGGCCAAGUUGGAGUGCUCCAACCGUGUGCUCGAGCGUCACGUGAAGGAGGCCUUCCGUCUGCUCAACAAGUCCAUCAUACGCGUCGAGCAACCCGAUAUCCAUCUGGACGAUGACGAUCAUUUGGAUGCGGACGAUGGCAUCGAGCAUGAUAUCGAUAUGGAGAACAAUGGUGCGGCGGCCAACAUGGAUGCCGAUCCGGAUGUCGAUGGCACUGGCAAUGCCUCCAUGGACACCUCAGGCAGCGCUCUGCAGAAAAAGAAGUUCACACUGUCCUUUGAGGACUACAAGAACCUAUCGACAAUGCUGGUGCUGCACAUGCGGGCGGAGGAGUCACGCUGCGAGGUCGAGGGUAGCGAUACGGGCAUGAAGCGCAGCGAUGUUGUCACCUGGUAUUUGGAGCAGGUUGCCGAACAAAUCGAAUCCGAAGAUGAGCUCAUAUCCCGCAAGAACCUCAUCGAGAAGCUCAUCGAUCGUUUGAUCUACCACGAUCAAGUUAUCAUACCGCUCAAGACCUCCAAUCUCCGACCGAUCGCCAAGAGUCCUCGGGGCGCAGCUGGCGACGAUGAAUUGGAAAAUGAUCCCCUACUCGUCGUGCAUCCCAACUACAUUGUGGAGUAAACAUUUUCCCUUCCAUGCGCCAUCAAUUCCCCAUCUCAUUUUGUAUCUAGUUAAGUUUUUGUAUGUUUCACACUUUUUUUCCACUUCAUUGUUCUAGGAUUUAAGAUCAUUUAGCAUUGGUUUAAGUUUAAUCUAAGAAUUUCUUGUAUUGAUUUGUAACCUGCAUUAAUAUUUAAUACUUUUUGGAUUGUAUCUUGGAAUAAAUACGUAAUUUCCA